CUUAACUGUGGCUCAUUCCCCGCCUGUCUUCUUCCCCUCUCCCGCUCCCCUUUGUGCACCCCCUCUUUGUCUCCAGAGGCAGCCUGCUGCACCCCCUCGGAGCAUGGCCCCUCGCUGACAAGGCUGGCCAAAGUUCAACGCACAGCAAGCAAGCCGGAGGAACUUCUCCCUGGGUCAAAUGGCGACUGCAAACAAAGGCACCAAGUCGAAAGCGGGGGGUGUCCGCUUCGCCCCGCCUCAACCGACAGAGGGGACUUCCAGCCACGUGCACUUUGAUGAGAAGCUCCACGACUCCGUGGUCAUGGUCACCCAGGAGAAAGAUGGGAGUUUCUUGGUGAAGGUUGGGUUCUUGAAGAUCCUGCACAAGUACGAGAUCACUUUCCACCUGCCCUUCGUCCAGCGGCUGGGGAAGGAUGUCUGUGCCUCUCAACUGGCCAACCUGAAUCUCCGCGUGACCAGCAUAGCGCCUGGAUCGGAAGGAAUGGAAGGUUACAAUAUCAAAUGCGAGUACACCGCCCACAAAGAAGGGGUCCUCCGGGAGGAGAUGUUGCUUCACAGCCAGACCAACGACAAAGUCUCCAUCAAGGUGGUCGUGCAAGCUAGGGUGAUGGACCGCCACCAUGGCACCCCCAUGCUGCUGGAAGGGGUCAAGUGUAUCGGGUCCGAGGUGGAGUACGACUCGGAGCAGAGUGAGUGGCACGGCUUCGACUAGGCCUGCCCCCCCAACCCACCACCUUCUCCUCCUCCUCUGCAAACCCCACUCGUCCUUUGAAGGGUUUUCUAUGUAUAAAUAUUUUCCGGUUAUAAAGAGCCCACCCCAACUGUUCGCUGCCUGCCUGACGCAGAU
Molecule: messenger RNA, 847 nt
Organism: Lacerta agilis (Sand lizard)
Lineage: Eukaryota; Metazoa; Chordata; Lepidosauria; Squamata; Lacertidae
Gene: ADISSP
Product: chromosome 9 C20orf27 homolog
Source: RefSeq, a predicted model, not a curated record